GUUCUCUAUUGGGGGAUGGUGGGGGGUUUGUAGAGACAAAACGACGUCUCGGAGAUUGAAAUUACAGAUCGUGUCUCUGCAUCUUCUUCUUUUAAUCCGAUUUCAGACAACCUUUUUACUCGGACAGAAGAUUUUCAUUUUUUUUUCUUCAGUCUUUUUCUCCCUCUAAGUGUUAAAACUCUGCACCAGAGGUGAAACGUCGCACACGUGGAUAUCUGUCUCUGCCAUCAAGUAAUAGUACAUAAACCGAUAUGGCUGAUACCAGUUCAAGGACUGAUGCCUCAACUGAUGGCGACACAGAUCCUAGAGAUCUGGGGUCUGAGAGAGGGCAAAUGAUGCUUGCUGGUGCUUCUGAUUCCAGUGACCGAUCAAAAGAUAAGUUGGAUCAAAAGACCCUUCGUAGGCUCGCUCAAAAUCGAGAAGCAGCAAGGAAAAGUAGACUGAGGAAGAAGGCGUAUGUUCAGCAGCUGGAGAACAGCCGAUUGAAGCUGACUCAACUUGAGCAGGAGCUGCAAAGAGCAAGACAGCAGGGAGUUUUCAUCUCAAGCUCUGGAGACCAAGCGCAUUCUACUGGUGGAAAUGGGGCUUUGGCAUUUGAUGCCGAACAUUCACGAUGGCUUGAAGAAAAGAACAGGCAAAUGAACGAGCUGAGAUCUGCUCUGAAUGCUCACGCUGGUGAUGCCGAGCUCCGGAUAAUUGUGGAAGGAGUGAUGGCUCACUAUGAGGAGCUUUUCAGGAUUAAGAGCAAUGCAGCUAAGAACGAUGUCUUCCAUCUACUAUCUGGAAUGUGGAAAACGCCAGCUGAGAGAUGUUUCUUGUGGCUUGGCGGGUUCCGCUCAUCCGAACUUCUCAAGCUUCUUGCGAAUCAGCUGGAGCCAAUGACAGAGCGACAGGUGCUGGGCAUUAACAGCUUGCAGCAGACGUCCCAGCAGGCAGAAGAUGCGUUAUCUCAAGGGAUGGAGAGUUUACAGCAAUCCUUAGCUGAGACUUUAUCUAGUGGAACACUUGGUUCAAGUUCGUCUGAUAAUGUUGCGAGCUACAUGGGUCAGAUGGCCAUGGCAAUGGGGCAACUAGGCACCCUCGAAGGCUUUAUCCGCCAGGGCAUUUCUUGGUGACAGGCUGAUAACUUGAGGCUGCAAACACUACAACAGAUGAUUAGAGUGUUGACAACGCGUCAGUCAGCCCGUGCUCUUCUUGCCAUGCAUGAUUAUUCGUCUCGACUACGUGCUCUUAGUUCCUUGUGGCUUGCCAGGCCAAGAGAGUGAAACACAAGAAUAUUGCGUUUGCUCAGCUCUAUUACAUAAUCGUACGGUAGGGACACUCCUUCCAAGAGAGAUAGAGAGAUCACAAAGCAAGACCUUCUCAGAUUCUUAUCAAAAGCAAUAUUUUGAGGAAAGAAGACUGCAGAUAUUGAAACUGGUUUCCUGAGAUCCCCAAAGACAUAGAUUGUUGUUGUGUGUUGUAAUAUUUAGCCAAUCAGGUUGUGUAAUUUCUAGAGUGCGAGUGAAUAGUCUUUGAAUAUUGAGAGCUUAUAGAGAUCAUCAGUGUACGAUCUUAGCAACCAACAUGACACAAGGUGGGAUACUUUGAUGAACUUGAAUUGUAUGAUGAUCAUAAUAAGUCAAAGAAACAUUCAGUUUACU
Raphanus sativus (radish) is the source of this 1643-nucleotide messenger RNA. Its product is annotated as transcription factor TGA6. Gene Ontology annotation, molecular function: sequence-specific DNA binding; DNA-binding transcription factor activity. Gene Ontology annotation, biological process: regulation of DNA-templated transcription; DNA-templated transcription. Lineage: Eukaryota; Viridiplantae; Streptophyta; Magnoliopsida; Brassicales; Brassicaceae. The transcript has 9 exons. Bases 252 to 1115 code for a protein of 287 amino acids. The record is from RefSeq and is a predicted model, not a curated record.